Molecule: messenger RNA, 1056 nt
Organism: Stylonychia lemnae
Lineage: Eukaryota; Ciliophora; Spirotrichea; Sporadotrichida; Oxytrichidae
Source: the annotation of a GenBank genome assembly
AUGGCAGAUAGACUUGCGAGAAUAUUUGGAACAGAGGAAGAUAAGAUUCAUAACAAGCCGGUCAUCUCUUAAACAGUCCUUAUGCCUCAUAUGUACGAAAACCCUCCUGCAGCUGUGGCAUUUGCAGAUGGAAUUUAAGUACCAGACCACCUACUUGUAGAAGCAAUAAAUCAUUUUGAGGGUUUUUAUGAAGAAGUAUUUUUGGAGUUAGCUAAAUAUGGAGAGGUAGAAGAACUUCAUAUUUGUGACAAUAUUGGUGAGCACUUGCUUGGAAAUGUCUAUGUGAAGUUUAUUGAUGAAUAAGAUGCUGAUAAAGCAUUAAAAGGUUUGAAUGGAAGAUACUAUGGAGGUAAACCAAUUAAAAUAGAGUUCUCACCUGUUACUGAUUUUAAAGAGUCGAGAUGCAGACUCUACGUUGAGGGAUCCUGUGACAGAGGAGGAUAUUGUAAUUUUAUGCAUUUGAAGCACACUACCAAAGAAUUUCAAAUGGAUAUGAAAUAUUUAAUGUAUUAAGAAUUCCCAGAGUACAGGAGAAAUCGAGAGAGAUCCAAGUCUAAGGAGUCAACAAGAGUAUCAUAAUCGAAGCAUAAGAAGCGAAGCAGAUCAAGAUCACUGUCGAUCCAGCUUAGAGAUAGCAAGAGGAAAAGAAAGAGAAGUUAUUCUGAUUCCUCUCGAUCCAAGUCAAGAAGUUCUUCAAGAUCUUCAAAUGAUAAGUCAAGAAAAAAGAAAUCAAAGAAAUCUAAAAAGGACAAAAAGGAUAGGAAGAAGGGAGGAGAUUUAAGAAAAGAAUCUAGCGCUGAGAGAAGAGCUAUUAUUGCGGCUUGGAAUCAGGAAGAUGAUUAUGAUGACGACAAGAAUGAGAGUACGAGCUAAAGUGAUGAUCCAAGAAAGUCACUAGAUCCCCGAUUUAAAAACAAUUUGAAAGCUAAAGACGCUAAGAGUAGAGAUAAUCUUCACAUUCAAGGGUCGUUAAAUUAGCAGGAGGAUUAAUCUCUAAUAAGUAUGCUGAAAAUGCUAUAGAGUCCUGAUUUGAUACUACAACCGCAGUUAAAUUGA